Molecule: messenger RNA, 702 nt
Organism: Chanos chanos (milkfish)
Lineage: Eukaryota; Metazoa; Chordata; Actinopteri; Gonorynchiformes; Chanidae
Product: protein SSUH2 homolog
Exons: 7
Coding region: 1-702 (233 amino acids)
Source: RefSeq, a predicted model, not a curated record
AUGAGAAUCAAGAAAAGAUCAAGAAAGUGGGACCUGGUUGUUCCUGUACCUGCCUUAUUCCAGGAUUGCAAAGCAGAAGUUCGCAUACCGCAUACAUCCUCUGUUAAGGGAUGUCACUCUUGCCUGCGUCUUGGUAGAUCUGUAUGUGUGGAAUGUAUGGCAUCAGGGAGGAGGCAGUGUGGACUGUGCAGUGGCUCAGGGUGGUACUUCAAUAAUCAGUGUCUUGCCUGUGGAGGGACUGGCAUAGCGGUGUGCAUCUCCUGCGGUGGAAUGGGUUCUACAGUAUGCUCGACUUGUUACGGAAAAGGAAAACUUCUCUGGUUCUUGAAACUCAAGAUUAAAUGGAAAAACAACAUACAUAAGACUGUGUUAUAUAAGCACUCAGAAUUGCCUAUUGAUCAGCUUGAGAAGGUUAUUGGAGAGAAUCUAUUCACCGAAAUGAACCAACUGGUUUAUCCUGUUGUCAGUUUCCCUGACAAUGCAGUGAAUGCAGCAUCUAGAGAGGCUGUGAGAGCGCACCAGGCCCAGUUCUCUACCACCUGCCGUAUCCUCCAGCAGAGGCAAACCAUUGAGUUGAUCCCAGUCACUCGCGUGCACUACAGCUGGAAGGAAAAAACUCACAUCUACUUUGUGUACGGAGCUGAACAUAAAGUCUACACAAAGGACUACCCAGUGAAAUGCUGCUGCUGCUCCAUUUUGUAA